Trichophyton rubrum CBS 118892 is the source of this 4275-nucleotide messenger RNA. RefSeq names its product [Histone H3]-lysine-36 demethylase. Gene Ontology annotation, biological process: regulation of transcription by RNA polymerase II; protein demethylation. The record is from RefSeq and is a predicted model, not a curated record. Gene Ontology annotation, molecular function: transcription coregulator activity; DNA-binding transcription factor activity, RNA polymerase II-specific; histone demethylase activity. Lineage: Eukaryota; Fungi; Ascomycota; Eurotiomycetes; Onygenales; Arthrodermataceae. The transcript has 2 exons. Bases 1 to 4275 code for a protein of 1424 amino acids.
AUGGCGCCCUCGACCUCGUUCGGCGUCCAUCCUACCAACCGCCCGUCGCACUACCGCACUCCCUCCCCUCCUCGCCAUGCGAUCGAGCCGCUCUCCCCCCGUCUCUCCUUUGCCGCUGCGGCCAGUCCUGCUGCGCUUCCGCGUCGUGACCGUCUAGGGAAACCAGGCGCCAGCGGCGAUGGGUCUGUUCCGUCUGUGGACGAGGCACGGAGACACAGCAGCAGUCAUCGGGGUGUCGAGUCUCUCCAUCACCACCAUCAACAACCAGCACCACCACCACAGCAACAGCAGCAACCACACCCAGAACACUCGCUGCAGCAGCACCAUAAUCACCAGCAGAAACAGCAGCAGUCUCCCGGCAGGCCCGGCGGACACGCCAGGUCCAGGUCCACCAUCGAUACUCUUGCUACAAUAGCGCUAGCCACCAGCCCGACCUUCUCUCCUCUCACCUACGAUGGACCGGAUGAGCCCAUCAUCUCACCUCUCGGGCGUCAGGGAGCUGCUCCGGACAUCGAUGAGAGACCGUCGAAGCGAGCAAAGUCUGAAAAGGCGCACUCGCCCGGCUGGCAAAGACUCGGAGACAGGCCAGCAACGAGCCAUGUCUCCACCCUCGACAGCAUGACAACAGACGCCGAGCUGCUGCUCAACUUCGCCAGACCGACCAACUCUCCCCAUUACUCCCCUCACAUCACUCCUCUGUCCCGAGUCACUACAGAGAACUCUCCUCACUCCUGGAACACCGAUCUGUGGCGCGGCCCUGCCUCUGCAGUUGCUGCCUAUGACCAUGGCGAUGUCAUGCGCGACAGAGGUGUUACCGCCUGGCCCGGGAUGGCAGGAAGUGCAAACGGCGUCCCGCCUGUUAGGCUACGAUCUCAGUCAGAUGGCGCUGCCGCACUCUCCCGACCAGCCAUGAACGGCCUUAUGCCUGACUCGCCUCUUUAUCCCUCUGUCAUGGGGGUUGCGCUUGAAGACGACCCGGAAGAAGAGAAGCCUGCAAAGAAGAAGAAGAAGUAUAAGAAUAUUCCUACUCCUUCUGCUCCUCCUACUCCUUCAUGGGGCCAAGAGACGCCCGUUGUACCGUUUUCUAAACCGUCUCAAGACAAGGAACCCACCAAACCCAAACCACGAUCGAAACAAAAGGCAGCCGAAGAUGGCAGCUCUGCCGGCCAGACGAACUGUGCGGCAUGUAACCGGGAUCGUGCCCCAGCUGGGGUCGGAGGAGACGAUGCAGAGGUUACCUGGGUCAAUUGUGACGGAUGUGACCAGUGGUUCCAUAUUGUCUGCUGCGGCUUCAAGAGCGACCAUGAGAUACGGACCGUGGACAAGUUCAUCUGCACCAAAUGUCGCCCAGUACACGGCCCAACCACCUUCGUUCGCAAGUCCACUCGUCCUAGAACGGCUAUCGAUUACGCAGGUCUUAACCAAGGAUUUGUGAAACCGCCCUCCGAAGAGAACGAAAACAUCCAUCUUGCUGCCAUAAAGCAGGGCACUAUAACAUUCCUGCCGGAUCACUUCGCUAGGAUGCCGCCCGAUCUGGUUACUGCUUCAUACUUCGAACGCGGAGCUGGCAUGAUUGAGCCGAUUGUCAUUCCCGCUCAUAUGAACUCGCACGCAGGUUUCGAAUUCCACGAAGCUACUACGGAAGAAGAAUUCGACGCAAGCAUACCAGAAGAUAACGGUUAUGAGGAGGCUAUUGACUGCGGCCAGGAUCUCCUGGACAUGGUCAUUCCCAAGGGCCUUACAGUAAAGGCUGUAGGUGAGAUCUACGGACCAGAGGAAAAGAUCGAGGUCAUCGACGUUAAAUCUCAGCAAGGCGAAGAGAAGAAGUGGACUAUGCAAAGAUGGAUGGAUUAUUAUUACGAUACUAGCUCCACCAAGAUGGUCAAGAAUGUUAUAAGUCUUGAAGUCUCACAGUCUCCGGUAGGACGGCUCCUGCGGCGUCCGCGUGUGGUUCGCGAACUUGACCUCCAGGACUCAGUGUGGCCACCUGAACAGCAGGCUCUUGGAGACUAUCCAAAGGUCCAGUUUUACUGCCUGAUGUCCGUUGCCGACUGCUACACAGAUUUUCAUAUCGACUUCGGCGGCUCAUCGGUGUAUUACCACAUACUCAAGGGGAAGAAGACCUUUUUCUUUAUCCCUCCCAAGGAGAAACAUUUGAAAAAGUACGACGAAUGGUGUAAUUCCCCUGCUCAAGACACCACCUUUCUCGGAACAGAAUCAAAAGAGUGUUAUCGAGUAGACCUUUCCGAGGGUGACACGAUGCUGAUUCCCUCUGGUUGGAUUCAUGCUGUUUGGACACCGGAAGACAGCCUGGUUAUAGGCGGUAACUUCUUGACAAGAAUGAAUUACGCGAUGCAGCUCAAGAUCACGAAGAUGGAAAAGGACGCCAAAGUCCCGCGGAAAUUCCGAUAUCCAUUUUUCCAAAAGAUUAUGUGGCUAACUGUCCUGAAAUAUCUGGCUGAUGACCCGAUACCGCCACGGCUUCAGGAUGCUUUUGCUCAAGACGAGAACUACCAAUUCCAUCGUGAAAACCCCGUUUACCACCCAGAAGCAGAGGAAUUUGCUGCCAGUCAGGAGCUAGGGUCGGAUUAUUAUAACGCCAAAUUCUACUCCCAAAGCGAAAUUGACGGACUUCCUGAAUUGGCCAAAUACAUUCUGAGAACUGCAUUGAUUGCAGGCGGCUACAAGGUCGAUGGUGUCACGAAAGAAACGAGAAACGCUGUCAGCAGGUCUAUUCCCAAAGGCCAAGGUGACCCCGUUGAUAUCGCUCAGAAAUUCGGGGUCUGGGUAGCUUGGAAACGGGGCAAUGAACCUGCACCUCAGUGGACUCGUCCCGGAGCAAUCGUCAUGGAUGUAAAAGUCGACAUGUCUGAUAAACGCCGAAGUACUCGACCACGCAAACAGUCUGAGCGUGCUAUGACUGGCUCUCAAAAGUCGAGAUCAUCACUAAACAGUACCCAGAAGCCGUCUGAUCAAGGAUCUCAACCUGCAGUUAGUACGCCUCUGCGAGGGGUCUCGGCUUCUUCUAGCAGUGGAACACCUGCUGAGGAAUCACGCAGGCCUUCUAUUGCUGAAAACAAAGGCUUGGAAGCCAACCCACGGCAGAUUCUUAAAGCUACAAGCCUCGGCCCUAAAAGAAUUGCUUGCGACCCUUGCCGAAAACGCCGUAUCAAAUGUCGUCACAAGGAGGGUGGUGGUCUCGAUGCUAGCUCCGAUCAAGAAACUGUUAAGGAUCCUUCUCUCGGUGCAAAUGGCGGAGACACGACCCUCACUACAUCACGGCCUGACGAUUCCACGGAUAGAGCAAAUGCAGGUUCUCUACCUUAUCGCAAUGGCAUACCACACCAGGAAAGCAUUUCUGGCUCCAAUCCUCCGGACGCGAGCGGAAACGGUUUGAAGAGACCCCAGGAAACAAGUCCUGGAUCAUCAAGUUCUAGUAAGAAAGGCAGAAUAAAGGCCUGCGAGGAAUGUCGGAAGAGUAAGCGCCGAUGCAUCCAUGAUGAAGCCGGUAGAGUUGACCCAGUCAAGAUCCAAGAGCAACCCAAGACAAAACGUUCACGUCCUGAAGAUGAGAAACCAAGCCCCCCGAAAAAGCAGAAGCGCGGUGAGAACAAGUCACCACGAAGUGAAGAAGACACAUCUUCCCGCACGAAGAAUGAUACAGAUUCUACUCAAGAUUUAAAGAUCGACAGCUCAAAAGACAAGGCGCAUGUUCUCAAGUCCAACUUCCCGCGAGACAGCCCUCUUUAUUCGUCUCCUCCAGCUGGGAACUCGGAGGCAGAAGCUCCUUCUGAACAUCCAAUUGCCUCAGAGUCCGUACUCCCAAUUGGCAGCCUUGUGUCUCCUCCUACGUCUCUAGUCGAUGAUAUUGAUGGAGUUCCUGGCUCGUUGGAUGGUGAAAAGGGCAAAGCUGCAGAUGGAGAUCGAAAUACGGACAAGCCUUUAUCAAUUCAUACCCCGACCUCUAUAUCCUAUCACCAAUCCCGCUACCCUUCCCUCAACACAAAAGUUGCAGAUGGACAAAAGCAGCGCUCAUCUAAGGACCGUUCUUCUGCCUCAGGCCUAUCCCCGUCUUCUCCAGUCAGGUCAAAGUCUUCCUCGAGACCCGGAUCGUCUCACCGUGCAAACGACGGCCACGGUCCAUCCUCAAGGAGGGCACACGACCGAACUAGUUUCGCAGAAGCCGACGUUGAUCCUGAUAGCAUAAAGCUCAUUCGACAACUUCAAGAAGAAGACUUCGGACUCCGACGCAGGCCUGCAAAGCCAAAACACUAA